CACAACAGAACCUGAACCAGGAUUCCUCUGACCACAACUCUGACAGUGGCUCAGAAGACGCACAUGACGGUGGUGGGAUUACUAACCUGGACCAGGAUUCCUCUGACCACGACUCUGACAGUGGCUCAGAAGACGCACAUGACGGUGGUGGGAUUACUCAGAACCUGGACCAGGAUUCCUCUGACCACAACUCUGACAGUGGCUCAGAAGACGCACAUGACGGUGGUGGGAUUACUCAGAACCUGGACCAGGAUUCCUCUGACCACGACUCUGACAGUGGCUCAGAAGACGCACAUGACGGUGGUGGGAUUACUAACCUGGACCAGGAUUCCUCUGACCACGACUCUGACAGUGGCUCAGAAGACGCACAUGACGGUGGUGGGAUUACUAACCUGAACCAGGAUUCCUCUGACCACGACUCUGACAGUGGCUCAGAAGACGCACAUGACGGUGGUGGGAUUACUAACCUGGAUCAGGAUUCCUCUGACAACAGAUCUGAAAAUGCACAUGAUGUUGAUGACAUUACAAGCCUGCAUGCAGACCCUGAAUCCAAUGAACUACCACCAAAUUUGAGCCAAACAACAGAGUCAUCAAUCUUCAGUUUUGAGGACAGUGUUGAUUUUGGUGUGUUUGAACCACUAUGGCAGUCUUUUACUGACUCUGAAUCCAUUGGCAGUGGAGAAGAAUUUCCCAUGGAAGACAGCACUGAGAAGUCAGUAAAUGAAGAAUCACAUUUGGGAGUAGGCAUUAAUGAAAGGUUUCCUCCAGUAAAUGAUGA
Rhinichthys klamathensis goyatoka is the source of this 778-nucleotide messenger RNA. RefSeq names its product NADH-ubiquinone oxidoreductase chain 2-like. Lineage: Eukaryota; Metazoa; Chordata; Actinopteri; Cypriniformes; Leuciscidae. The coding region runs from base 64 to 396 and encodes 110 amino acids. The transcript has 8 exons. The record is from RefSeq and is a predicted model, not a curated record.